This is a messenger RNA of Dissoconium aciculare CBS 342.82, 1338 nucleotides long. RefSeq lists its product as uncharacterized. NCBI's taxonomy places the organism in Eukaryota, Fungi, Ascomycota, Dothideomycetes, Mycosphaerellales, Dissoconiaceae. The transcript has a single exon. Gene Ontology annotation, cellular component: nucleoplasm. The coding region runs from base 1 to 1338 and encodes 445 amino acids. Gene Ontology annotation, biological process: mRNA splicing, via spliceosome; regulation of alternative mRNA splicing, via spliceosome. The record is from RefSeq and is a predicted model, not a curated record. Gene Ontology annotation, molecular function: N6-methyladenosine-containing RNA reader activity; mRNA binding.
AUGUCAGCACCACGAGGUCCCCCGCGCAAGGCUCGACAGUCGGGUUAUGCACUCUGGGUUGGUAACCUCCCCUUCAGCGCCUGCAUCAUCGCCCUGAAGGAUCACUUCUCCCGGGACGCAUGGCAUGAUAUCGAGAGUCUUUGCUUGUUGUCUUCGUCGAGCUGUGCGUUCGUAAACUACCGUUCCGAAGAGGCGGUCCUGGCUGCCCACCAACGUUUCAACGGAUCGCGUUUCGGGCCUGUCCGACUUCUAUGUCGUGUCCGCAACGGCAAGGAACAGAAGCCCUCGAGCCGCGGUAGCCCGAUCGCUUGCCCGCCCGGAUUGCAGCAGCCCACCGAAGGCGGAGCUGUUCAAGAAAUCGCCGACGAUCUCGCCGAGAUGACCAUCACACCCGAAUCGAGCUCUGUCAGGGAUGCUGCCUCACCCGUGCAGACUCUCGCGACCCCGCAGAAGGCUGGCGAUCGUUACUUCAUCGUCAAGAGCCUCACACUUCAAGACCUGCAAGUCAGCCUCAAGAACGGACUUUGGGAAACGCAACCGCACAACCGCAUCAUCCUCGACGAGGCGUUUGAUUCGGCCGACAACGUCUACCUCGUCUUCUCCGUCAACAAAUCCGGCGAGUACUUUGGCUACGCACGCAUGGUGUCACGAUCAUUCGAGCAGGACGAAGCGGCGACCAACUCCUCGACCGAGACCGGUGCGAGGGUAGAGCCUGAAGUUGACCACAACGCCGGCUUGAUCAUCGUACCUACCGCCGCGACCGAGACCGCUCCAUCCGGCCACAUCGUCGAGGACAUCGUCCGAGGGACGAUCUUCUGGGAAGCCGACUACGAAGAACCCGCGACAUCCAGCGAUAGUCUUCGCCAAAGCGUCAGCAGCGAAAGCUCUGCCGCCACCACCCACAGCGGUGAGAAGUCCCCCACCGACAGCGCCAACGGCAUCCCCACCAUCAUCAGCAGCAGCAGCAACAGCAACAGCAACAACAACAACAACAAAGCCUUCGACGAGAAGAGCCCCAGUCGUCGCUUUCAGGUCGAAUGGCGAUCUUUCCAAUGUGUGCCUUUCCGUCGGACCAAGGGCAUGCGCAAUUCUUGGAACGAUAACAAGGAGGUCAAGGUUGCGCGUGACGGUACGGAGUUGGAGACCGAAGUGGGUAAGCAGCUGGUGGCUUUGUUCCAUGGUCCUAAUGGCGCGGGAUCUGCUGCUGCUGUGACCGCUGCUGUUGCUGUCACAGCUGCGGCCGCUUCCUCCUCUGUUGCUGCCGUCGCUCCUAUUCCGAAUGUGGUCGGAGGAGGUGGAGUGGAGAUUGUGCAGAAACAUCGGUCGGUGAGCUCGUGA